GCCGUACCCAGCUCGUUGAUCGUGUUCUCAGAUCGCCACUAUAAAGUGAGUCCUGGCUUAUUCGCACUCCAACAGAAGCUCCUCCUCGGUUCUUUUGUGCCACCAGCGGUCUCAUAACUCUCUGAAUGCCCAAUCAGUACAAGCCCGUUCCUAAUGCUGAAGACCUCCGUCCUUUCAUCGAGAAGUACUGGAAGCAGAACAAGAAGGAUGUCGAGAUCGUCGAGCUGCUCAAGAAGUAUCACAUCGAUCUCAACAAAUACGGCCUCGAAGUUCAAACAUUUAGAAAAAUUCGCGAGAAGCUUGGUUUCAUACGCACGCGGCGUCAAGGCCACACCGUGGACACAAUUGGGGUAUUUAUUGUCAAACUCCGUCCGAUCUAUCCCAAGGCUGGCGGACGGGAGAUGGUUAGCUUGCUAUUACACGAGGAGAAUGUGCGCGUGUCCCGCGAGACUGUAAUGCGCUAUUUUCACACUCAUGAGCCCGAUCUUGUUCGUGAGCGCCGACGUGGACACUUCAAGCGCAAGCAGUUCUGGGCAGCGGGUGCCAACGAUAUAUGGGCUGUAGAUCAGCACGACAAAUGGAAGUAUAAAUUCGGUUUAGCGCUACACACUGGGAUUGACCCAUUUCUCGGCAUGAUUCAUUGGUUGAAGAUUUGGUGGAACAACAGCAAUCCCCGCCUUAUAUUCAGCUAUUAUCUGGAAACCGUGGAACGGCUUGGGGUCAUCCCACUUGUGACCCAGAGCGAUCCUGGGUCAGAGAACGUGGGGAUUGCGAAUGGACACACACAGCUGCGUCACUAUCAGGACCCCUCACUUAUCGGCACCUCUCAGCACCGUUGGAUGCGAAAGAAGAAGAACAUCAUGCCGGAAAUCACAUGGAGUCAGAUGCGGCGUCGAUUCACUCCUGGCUUUGAAGACAUCCUCGACGUUGGUGUAAACGAGGGCUGGUACAAUCCGGGAGUUCUACUCGAAGCCUUAGUCUUCCGUUGGGUAUUCAUCCCGUGGCUUCAGGGCGAGCUCGAGCUGUAUCGGCAUCGCGUGAACAAUACCGCAAAGCGCUGUGAUCGUAACAAGAUCCUUCCUCACGGUGUUCCGACUAGCAUGUUUGAGUUCCCAGAGGAUUACGCCAUCCUCGAUUUCAAGAUCAAGGUCGAUCCUAUCGGUAUUGAAAAAGUCCGACAGAUGUACGCACCACCUGAUCAUGACGUCUUUCUCCUUGUUCCCCCUGACUUCGAGAUCGCGAUCUUGGAUAUCUAUGCAAAGCUUAAUAGCCCUAUUGUGGACCGGGACUCAUGUUGGGAUGUAUAUCUCCAGCUCCUGAAUUGCCUCAAGGAGUUGGAUCAGCUCAACGAUAUCGAUCAGAGUGCCGAUGCAAGGUGGGGGCAUGUGCUGACCCAGCCGGUCGAUGAAAACAUUCCCCUUCUCCCAAACUUGCAGGAACUGCGGGGCGGUGAGGGGGUCGUCGGAGAGGGUGCUUAUUAUAUGGGUGGAGUCAACAAUGGGGAUGGUCUCGGUCCUGAACAUCACGCAUGUCUGAACGCAAUGAUCAACGAUAUCGAGCCCGAAGUGGAUCCCAUGCCCAACUCCCAGUUACCGGAUGACGCUCACGCAUUGUACGCAUGGUUCUCGGACGAAGAAGACUCUCAGGAUUUCAAUGAUCAUUGGUACGAGCUCGUCAAGGUUGUUGCACGUGAUCAUUUGAUCAAUCUAUCACGUGCACUGAAAGAUCUCAAUGGAUUUGUCAGCGAGCUCAUCAAGGUUGUUGCACCGGAGUUCAUCAGCCCGCUCAAGUUGGACGACUCGUGCCAGCCCGCACGGCUGCAGAACUGGGACAGAAUCCAGACGUUCCACGUGCCGCGAGCCACGGGGCUGCUGACGCAGACCGUGGGACAGCAGCGCGGCGGGUUCCGCUUCCUGACGAUUGUGAGUGCGAGCGCGGACCCGCUGACGAUCUCGAACAUCUCGCUGGCGAUCACGUUCAUGCCCCACUGGGAUGAUCUCAGGGCGUACCCGGGCUACUUCUUUGCACCUGACCCCGGGUUCCACGACAUCGACUUCCUCACGAAGAUCUGGCACUAUAGGGUGCAGACCAACACAAUCCCUCCCCACACGGCGCGACAGGAGCCGUGCCCAGCAGGAGGUGGCUGGUCCAACGAUGCCUUGGGAGGAGCUGCCACUGGGCCUAUCCUCGUCGAUGGUGCAAAACGCGACAGGAACAUCUGGCCAGGCGACUGCGGCAUCUCCACACACACGGAGCUCGUCGCGCUGAGCGACAUGGAGCCGACCAAGAACUCGUUGAUGGUGAUGUUCCGCACGCAAAACCUGACGACUGGCGCGCUGCAGUACUCCGGGCCGCCGCUGAACAACCAGGGAAGCGACACGUACAUCUCGUGGUCGCUCAUUGGGACGCACAACUACUUCCUGUACACGGGCGACCUCGAUUUCAUCAAGUCUGUCUGGGCGAACUACACCAAGGCGGUUGGCUUCCUUGAGGGCCAGGUGGACUUGACCGGCCUGAUGAACGUCUCGUCUGCGCUCUCGAACGACUGGGGCAGGGCCAGCGGCGCCGGACACAACUCUGCGGCAAACGCGUUGCUUUAUCGCACGCUCGUCACCACGGCGGACCUGGCGACGCAUCUCGGCAAUGUCUCCCUCCCCGCCACAUACCUCGCCAACGCGACCAAGAUCAAAACUGCGUUCAACAGCCUGCUGUGGGACGCCGCGGCGGGCCGGUUCCGCAGCAACGACCUGCCGAGGAGCAUCCACCCGCAGGACGGCAACGCGCUCGCGGUCCUGUACAACCUCACGACAUCGGACGCACAGAACAAGGCCGUGAGCGCCGGGCUGAUGAAGUUCUGGACGCCCAUCAGGCCGUGGCUUCGAGCGCAUUUUGUGGCCGGCAAGGGCGAGCGGGCAAUUGAUCUGAUCGAGCGCGAGUGGGGGUACAUGCUGGAAACCAACUUGAGUGUCAAGUCGCCGCUGCUAGAGGGCUUCUCGGCCAACGGAUCGCUCGGUCGGCUACCUGGGGUCUUGAUCAUUGCGUCAAUCAUCUGA
Messenger RNA from Mycena citricolor, 3053 nucleotides. The record is from the annotation of a GenBank genome assembly. NCBI's taxonomy places the organism in Eukaryota, Fungi, Basidiomycota, Agaricomycetes, Agaricales, Mycenaceae.